This is a messenger RNA of Ceraceosorus guamensis, 1023 nucleotides long. RefSeq lists its product as hypothetical. The transcript has 4 exons. Lineage: Eukaryota; Fungi; Basidiomycota; Exobasidiomycetes; Ceraceosorales; Ceraceosoraceae. Bases 1 to 1023 code for a protein of 340 amino acids. The record is from RefSeq and is a predicted model, not a curated record.
AUGGCCUCUGCACCCCUCAACGCCUUGCUGGCAGCUCUGCAACCGCCCACCAUUUAUCACACAAAGCGCAAGCACAGCAAUGACACACCUGCGCUCACAACUGCAAAACGCCAACAGAGCAAUGCUGCUGUCCCCAACAUGUUAUGUUUGACCUGCCAGAUCAAAGCCAUUGUAUGGGUGACACAGUCCGGGGGAGCAGAUGCACGACGUUCCCAUCGUCUCAGCGCACCGGCACUGGUCAAGCGUCAUAGCUUUGUAACAAAAAAGGUGCUCUAUGUGCAAGCCACAGCAGACCCUCCCACAAGAUGCAAGAGGCAGCGCAAGAUAAAGAGCAAGCUGCACCUCAUCGGCGCCAUUUGCAGCGACGCUCUUCCAGCAGGGCAGCUAGAGCACCUGACUCAUGCUAGCAUCAUUGCGAGAGGGAAAGCACUCGCAGCAGCCUUUCAGUCCCCAUCGGUUGUCUGGCAUCAAGUGAAGCUGCCGACAUCCAAGCAACAAAAGCCGUCGCCAUUGUCGCUGAUGUUUGAACAGUACCGCGCAACCGUUGCCGUUGACCCCACAACAACGACCACCAUUUGCCUCACCGUCUGCCACGGAUUCAGCCUGAAAGAUGCUCUGACGCACCAAGAUCAUGGUGGCACCUAUGAUCUCGACGCAGUGGUAGAGAGGGCAUGCAAGGCAAGGAGGAUCGCAAUGGAGAAAACAAAGUGGAAGAAAAGCAACAGUUGGCUCAACUUUAACGGUGGACUUGGUCAGCCAGAGUACAAUUUUUGCGUGGAUAAAGAGGGGUUGCGCAUCAUGAGUCAACGUUGGAGUCAGCCUCUGCAACAACGGCAUAAGCAUGUGCCCAACGCAGACCUUCCUGCAAGCGCGGGCGGGAACAGGAGCACCGCCGCGACCGCGAGCACCGGCGCAACCACGAGCAGCAGCACGAGCACCACCGCAACCGCAACGACUACGCAGCAAACGACAUGGACGGCAGACGCGCAACCAUGGCGUCUGACUCCAGAAGAGCGUGCCUGA